Messenger RNA from Physcomitrium patens, 3435 nucleotides. RefSeq names its product P-loop NTPase domain-containing protein LPA1 homolog 2. The record is from RefSeq and is a predicted model, not a curated record. NCBI's taxonomy places the organism in Eukaryota, Viridiplantae, Streptophyta, Bryopsida, Funariales, Funariaceae.
GCCCCUGGAGCAGGCCAUUGCGUCGGCGGCGAGCUGCUGCUGGGCUGGCCCGCGUUCCUGCGCUCCGUUCCCUCAAACCAUCGGAGUCCACGCCGAACAAGGCAAUGUUACUUGAAAAUCAAUCGAGGGUCAGCAUCAGCUCCUGAGUCCACAACACAGCGCGUGGUGAAAUUAUGUUUUUAUCAGGUGCCUACUCAGAGUUUUAGAGAUAGUCGACGACGUCAUCUCCGUGGUGGCAUCGUUUUGUCAUUCUGUCGGUCGAGUUUGGUUGCUUGCAUUUGGAGCGCAGAGUGCUGUACCCUGAUUCUGGAGUAAGGGACAACGAGGGGAGUUGCAAAGCUGUUGCACGAAUUGGCAUGCUCAUCGCUUGUCUGGCGGCGAUUGGGUUCAUGCGAUUGGCUCUGUGGGGGCGGAGUGGACAAGAGCGGAAGAGGAAUCAAUAGGGAAAUCGUAAAGAUUUUUCGGUGCGUAGCUCCAUCUCCGCGGGGAGCAGGUUUGAGGGGAAGAGGAAGGAUAAUGUGUAGGUGAAUAGGUUGUCUUGUCGAUUAGUGCGGCGUCGCUGCGAGUUCCGAGGUUUUUUGAGGUUGGAAGUCGGUGCCGAUUUCUUUCCGUAAGGGCGGUUGUCAGCACUGGAGGGUUUACCCCUCAGUGUAGUUAGAUUAGUUGCGAUAGGUGUCAGUUCGGAAGGAACGCGAGGAUCUGAAAGCGACGAGGAUUGUGGAUUCGUGGCAUUGCUUACAAAUGUUAGUAUGAUGAGUACCCCCCAAUGAUGUCCUUUGUGAAGAAUCUUUAAGAUCUAGCCUGGAUCAAACCGUGAAUUAGACAGUGGAUCUUGUUCAUCUUCAGUCGUCACAAUGGUUAAGUCUCAGAAGGUCCUGGAGACUCAAUUCCUGCAUGCAAAUGCGGAUGAAAGCUCAGCAUUGCAUGUUUCGAAGUCUGUUGAGGGUACCAAAUUAUUGUACAUUUUGGUUCAAGAUGAGCCUGCACCGGGAGCAAAGGACGUGGAGCAGGCCCCAUCUUACCGUUACACACGGCCAAUGCUGGCGAGUACGCUUCAGCUUAUGGGGUGCAAACCCCGACAUUCCAUCAAGAUAAGUGAUCGCGUUUUCGAAGUGAUCCGAAGCCAGAUGCCACCUAAACAAUCCAAGAGAGAUCAAUUCGUUGGGCUCGCGCCUCUAGCGGAUAUGGAUAAUAAAGAAACGGAAGAGCAUAUCACGAAUGGACUUAAAGUGGAUCCAAAACCACUGAAGAAGCGGUCGACAUUUACCGUGAGCAGAGAGAAAUUCCUCGAUGUGGUGUGCGAGGGACUGGCACAGCACCAGUACUUGGGUCCCAAACAGCGGACUGAUCUUAUGGUCGCUUGCAGGAUUCGAGAAAAGAGGACAUCAGUGACUGUUCUACUUUGUGGAACGAGUGGCUGCGGGAAGUCCACGCUGGCUUCUUUACUGGGACACCGUCUUGGGGUCACCACAGUGGUGUCUACUGAUUCUGUUCGGCAUAUGAUGCGAGGAUUUGUUAGCGAGGAGGAAAAUCCUUUGCUUUGGUCAUCUACCUACCAUGCUGGGGAGUUUCUGGAUCCAGAGGCAGUAUCAGAAGCGAUUCAAAAGAAAAAAGGACAUAUAGGCAUUUCUUCAACAGGCUCCUCAACUCCUAUUGACUCUGACAGUCUCACAGAACUGGACCCUAAACUUUUUGGUAGCAAUGGAAAUGGUACAUGUAACUAUGGCAGUCAAUGUAGUACCAAUGGAGAUGGCUCUAAUAGUGAUAAUAAGGGCAAAGGGGUCGUUACAGAAGAUGGCCCUUGUUUGAGGCCUUCUGGGAGUGGGAAGAUGGAGAAUGCUGAGUGCCUAGUGAGCGCUAAGGUGAUGGCAGUCCAAGGUUUCAAGGCUCAAAGCGAGAUGGUGAUGGACAGUCUCGACCGACUCAUUACAGGGUGGGAGAAGAGGAGAGAGUCCGUUGUAAUUGAGGGUGUCCAUCUAAGUCUAAACUUUGUGAUGGGUCUCAUGAAAAAGCAUCCAUCAAUCAUACCGUUCAUGAUGUACAUCGCUAACGAAAGCAAACACAUGGAGAGGUUUGCAGUUCGUGCAAAGUACAUGACAUUAGAUCCUUCCAAGAACAAGUACGUGAAGUAUAUACGAAACAUCAGAGCCAUCCAAGACUAUUUGUGCAAGCGUGCUGAUAAGCAUCUUGUACCGAAGAUCAACAACACCAAUGUAGAUAAGAGCGUGGCUGCCAUUCAUGCAACGGUUUUCAACUGCCUGCGGCGAAUGGAAGAUGGAGAUAUGCUGCUUGAUCUAAAUACAAACACUGUCAAAGUCGUUCACCAAGAAUACUCAAAACAGUAUACUGCAUCAGCCUUGGGGUCUAAAAGUAUGUUCCGAUUAAUUCAACGUCAAGGGUCUUCCCGAAACCUGCUGGCUAUUAUGAAUGAUGAUGGAUCUGUGGAUAAAGCAUGGCCCGUGGAAUGUGCAAAGAAGCCGGAGGCCAGUGUAUUUGAACACAAAGUGGUUGGAUCUACACUUUAUGGGCCGCUGUCUGUUGGUUCUGCUGAACCUGUUCGUUUGCAGUUUGGUAAUCUUGGUUUGAGUGCCUGGAAAAGUGAUAAUGGGACUUCUAGCGAAGAUAGCGGCCCAGGAGUUACCUCCUACGGUGGUGAAGGUUCCUUCGAUAAUGGUGAUCUCCGUCAUGCAACAGCUGGCUUCUCCGGAAUCGGGACAGAUAAGGAGCUCAAGGUGGACAUCGAGGUUAAUGGAAGUGAUGAAGAGUUGGAGGAAGCUGGUGAAGGUGCUGUAAAAGGAGAAACGAGCGAGUCUGAGCUGGAACGUGUGGAAGAGGAUGAAAUGGAAGGGUCUAUGGAUGAUGACAGUGGCCGGUCCGAAGGUGAAGGUGACGAUGACAUUGUUGCAAGGGAAGAGGAUGAUGCAUACUGGGAGGUCGAGGAUUCUAGUCCUUUACAAAAAGCUUCGCCUGGAGUUCUUGUUAAAGAUAAGAAAUCGCACAUGUUACGAUUGCGAUCUUUUGAUAAAACAGCUGUAGGUCGUGCUGCGCCAGUACUUCGAAGAUCAAACUCUCACAAGAUUCGGUCAUCUUCAAUAAAAAACUCUCCGAAAAGACUUUCGCCAAAAUCAGUAAUCCAGGCAGCAUUCGCCACUAAAUUCCCGUAGCUUCGUUAAACUGCCGUGGUCUUGCACCUUGGAAGCGGGUUUGUAGCAGUUCCUCUCUUCGUUGUAGCAGUAGACAUUGAAGUUUUGACGCACUAUUUGUGUCAUUCUGAUUGUAACAUCAAUUGUACAUAUGGUUAGUGAAGUAUCAGAUUUCUGCCAUCGUGCAGAAAUCACCUCAACAGGUAUUAUCGGAAUUUCCCCGUGUUAUAUCAACUCAUAUGUCCCACUGGCACUCCAUUUUCAAUUAUUAUUGUUGAAAUCUUACACAUCA